AUGGGCAGAAGCCUUUGCAGAUCAGUUAUGCCUGUAACAUUAAAUAUGAACAUGGCUAUGCCUUCUUGGUUUGAUAUCAUUGGGCUUUCACCAGAUUCUCAGGCGGAUGAACCUAGAAUUAAAUGGGCAGCAGAAAAUGUAAAAGCUUUCAUAGAGCAAGGAGUGAAGAAUGGCAUUCCUUCUAACAGAAUUAUUUUGGGAGGAUUUUCUCAGGGAGGAGCUUUAUCUUUAUACACUGCUCUAACCACACAGCAGAAACUGGUGGGUAUCACUGCACUUAGCUGCUGGCUUCCACUUCGGGCUUCAUUUCCACAAGGUCCUAUCAGUGGUGUUAACAAAGAUAUUUCUAUUCUCCAGUGCAAUGGAGGUUGUGACCUUUUAGUUCCCAUAAUGCUUGGUUCCAUUACUGUUGAAAAUUUAAAAUCAUUGGUAAAUCCAGCCAAUGUAACCUUCAAAACCUAUGAAGGCAUGAUGCAGAGUUUGUGUCAACAGGAAAUGAUGGAUGUCAAGCAAUUCAUUGAUAAACUCCUACCUCCAAUUGAUUAA
Molecule: messenger RNA, 546 nt
Organism: Heterocephalus glaber (naked mole-rat)
Lineage: Eukaryota; Metazoa; Chordata; Mammalia; Rodentia; Bathyergidae
Product: acyl-protein thioesterase 1-like
Biological process (GO): protein depalmitoylation
Cellular component (GO): cytoplasm
Molecular function (GO): palmitoyl-(protein) hydrolase activity; carboxylic ester hydrolase activity
Source: RefSeq, a predicted model, not a curated record